CUCAUCGAUUGAAGUGCUCAUUGGGAAACAUGUCUGGAAGAGGCAAAGGCGGUAAGGGACUCGGGAAAGGAGGCGCUAAGCGUCACCGUAAAGUUUUGCGCGAUAACAUCCAGGGAAUCACCAAACCCGCUAUUCGUCGUCUGGCUCGCCGCGGCGGCGUCAAGCGCAUCUCUGGUCUGAUCUACGAGGAGACCCGCGGAGUGUUGAAGGUGUUUCUGGAGAACGUGAUCCGCGAUGCCGUCACCUACACCGAGCACGCCAAGAGAAAGACCGUCACCGCCAUGGAUGUUGUGUACGCGCUGAAGAGACAGGGACGCACCCUGUACGGCUUCGGGGGAUAAACGCCUGAAACCAGGACAAACCUCACAAACCAAAAGGCUCUUUUAAGAGCCACACACUCUCCCGAUUAAAGAGCCAAAUGUUUCAUGUUAAAUCAUCGAUUUAAGUUUAAAACGUUUUUUUUCUCAAUCCAGGAUAAAUCUUAUCUAAGAACGCAUAAAUAAUGUUUCAUAAUGUAUGGAGAAUGCCGAUACCUUUCUACUUUAACAUAAGAAGUUAUUCACUAUUGAACCGUUUGGA
Pimephales promelas (fathead minnow) is the source of this 579-nucleotide messenger RNA. Lineage: Eukaryota; Metazoa; Chordata; Actinopteri; Cypriniformes; Leuciscidae. The record is from RefSeq and is a predicted model, not a curated record.